AUGGGUCUCUUCGAAGCAACAGUCACACCAAGCCUCACCGUGAUGACUGGCUUUGGUACACGCGCCAAGAGAUUCCACUCCGACAAUGCAUCUGAUAUUCCUCCAUCGGAUGGGGAGGUAUUACCGGGUCCUACAUCUCGUUCGGAGUUUCCAAGUUCCCUGAAAACUUUCGCCCAGCUCGAUGGGAGCUUUAUUUUCUACAUCCUCGAUCCCAAAGCCCAUUCUGCUUUCAUCUCGAUAAUCGCAGCGGCUAUUCCGAACGGCGUGCUGAAUUCAUUCUCAACAAUCAUCAUCAAGGAUGUGGCAUUCUCGACGAUGUUGACGACCGAACUCAAGUCUGUCGGCGGUGCAGUACUCAUUAUAGCGCUGAUUAUCGGUGGCGUUAUCACUCCGAAUGUGCCCAACUCACGAUUACUUACUUCGACAGCUGCGAAUAUUUUGUGUACCGUUGCUGCUGGCUACAUGACUUACUUGCCUCGCUCGCAUACUUGGACGAGCACUGCGUAUUGCUGGGGAAACUUUGCUGGCCCAUUCGUAGUGAAGGAAUCUCAAGCACCUGAAUUUAAGGGCGCUACUAUUGGUCUUCUGGGUGGUUACUUGAUCAAGACUGUUUGCCAGUUAAGUCUUCUUGAGACAGGGUAUAUGUUCUUUGUCAUCCGACGUCGCGAUUCGCACUAUGGAACGGCGGAUAAAGCCCAGAGUGACGAGGCUGGAAUGAGGGACUGUACUGAAUUCGUGAACAAGAAUUUCCGUUAUGUACUAUAG
Molecule: messenger RNA, 765 nt
Organism: Penicillium argentinense
Lineage: Eukaryota; Fungi; Ascomycota; Eurotiomycetes; Eurotiales; Aspergillaceae
Exons: 4
Coding region: 1-765 (254 amino acids)
Source: RefSeq, a predicted model, not a curated record